CGGACUCACUGAUUCACUGAUUAGUAAGGUUCUACAACUUUGGAGCAUCACUCAUCGACUCAUCUUGCAGCUCGGUGGCGUCAUAGUCAUGUGUAUGAGAUAUUGUCAUUCACAUUGACAAUCAGUCAGCACUCAGUCAGGAGAUAUGAUAUGAGGCUUACAUUCCGUUUCACAUCCAGCACCAACGGACUCAUCAUGGCUUCUGACACCAUCAGCACCCUCAACUACUUCCUCCCUCCAUCUGACGGCUCUCGGCCCUAUAAUAGAGUCUAUGCAGACAGCACCACAGGAAAGCCGACUCGCAACUGGAUCGACGACCCGCAUGAUAUGCAAGUUGGGGACGUCCGUGGAAAGGAAGAACUUUACAAGCUCGACAAUGCCGGAUUUCAGUAUGGGCGAGAAGCAGCGAAGCAUACCAGUUUCUUGAAUGAUGAUGAGAUUGAGCGCGAAUACUACCCCGAGAGCAUCGACCUCAUCAAGAGGGUUACGGGGGCAUCCAAAAUUGUCAUCUUCGAUCACACUAUUCGUCGCCGUCGUCCAGGCGAGAUAGAUAAUCAUAACCCACAGAAACGUCAACCAGUCUCCCGGGUUCAUGUUGACCAAACGCCUACGGCGUCCACCGGCCGUGUCCAUAGGCAUCUCCCACCAACAGAGGCUCCUUCCCUCCUUCGCAGACGCUUCCAAAUAAUAAACCUUUGGCGUCCCAUAUCACAUGCAGCUGUAGAUUGGCCGCUUGCACUAUGUGACUUCCGGAGUGUUGAUUUCGAGAAAGACUUGGUGCCUGUCGCUCAUGUAUACGCUGACCGUGAGGGUGAGACAUUUGGAGUCAAAUACAACCCAAACCACCAGUGGAAAUACAUGAAGGCAAUGACCCCAGAAGAGUAUGUUCUUAUCAAAUGGUGAGUGAAAUAACUUGGGGGAGCUUUCCGUCAUGCUUAAUGGGUCUCAGCUCCGACUCGAUGCAAGAUGGC
Molecule: messenger RNA, 971 nt
Organism: Suillus fuscotomentosus
Lineage: Eukaryota; Fungi; Basidiomycota; Agaricomycetes; Boletales; Suillaceae
Exons: 3
Coding region: 151-903 (250 amino acids)
Molecular function (GO): oxidoreductase activity
Source: RefSeq, a predicted model, not a curated record